Arabis nemorensis is the source of this 360-nucleotide messenger RNA. The record is from the annotation of a GenBank genome assembly. Lineage: Eukaryota; Viridiplantae; Streptophyta; Magnoliopsida; Brassicales; Brassicaceae.
AUGUCUGAUCUUGAAGUUCAAGUCCCCACUGCCUUUGAUCCGUUUGCUGAUGCAAAUGCUGAGGACUCUGGUGCUGGAACGAAAGAAUACGUGCACAUACGUGUUCAGCAACGUAAUGGUAGAAAAAGCUUGACGACUGUUCAGGGACUUAAGAAAGAGUAUAGCUAUAACAAGAUACUUAAAGACCUAAAGAAAGAAUUCUGCUGCAAUGGCACUGUAGUCCAGGACUCUGAAUUAGGACAGGUUAUUCAGCUUCAAGGUGAUCAGAGGAAGAACGUCUCUACGUUCCUUGUUCAGGUCGAAGCACUGUACCCUGAUUAUAAGAAUGUUGAAUCAGGCUGGUCUUGUGAAGAAGGAUAA